This is a messenger RNA of Ilex paraguariensis (yerba mate), 816 nucleotides long. NCBI's taxonomy places the organism in Eukaryota, Viridiplantae, Streptophyta, Magnoliopsida, Aquifoliales, Aquifoliaceae. The record is from the annotation of a GenBank genome assembly.
AUGAUGACGGGAUCAUUUCCGAUGAACGGUGGGUAUGGCACCUACAGCUACGCCAAGAACUCCCAAUAUCAGAGAGAAGCUUCAAACGUUGUGAAGGAAAUGAUCAACAAGGCAAUUACCGAGAAGUUUGAUGUAAAAAACAAGAUUGCUACUUCAAGAACAAUUCGUAUUGCGGACUUGGGAUGUUCAGUUGGACCAAAUACCUUUAUUGCUAUGCAAAAUGUGAUAGCAGUUGUGGAAAAGAAGUACUACUCCCAAGUCUUACCUUCGGAGAAGCUUGAAUUCCAAGUGUUUUUUAAUGAUCAUAUUUCCAAUGAUUUCAAUACCCUCUUCACCUCCCUCCCUGUUGAUAGGCAAUACUUUGUCACUGGAGUGCCAGGUUCUUUCUAUGAGUUGUUAUUUCCCUCGUCAUCUCUCCAUUUUGUGCACUCGGCUUAUGCACUUCACUGGCUCUCUAAGGUCCCAGAAAAAUUGCUAGACAAAAACUCUCCUGCAUGGAAUAAGGGAAAGAUUCACUAUAUAGGUGCCUCAGAUGAAGUAAGGAAUGCUUACGCAGCUCAAUUCGAAAAAGACAUGGAGAACUUUCUAAAUGCUAGAUCUAAAGAAAUAAUUGCUGGAGGAAUGAUGGUACUCAUUAUGGUAGGUCUCCUAGAUGAUUUUCAACCUUCUGAGACCUCAACUGGCGUGACAUUUAAUUUCCUUGAAUCCAGCCUCAUGGAUAUGGUGAAUGGGGGACUUAUCAAUGGAGCUCAAGUGGACUUGUUUAACUUUCCUAUAUAUGUUGCCUGUCCCAAGGAGAUGACUAUGCUGAUAUAA